Lactuca virosa is the source of this 1974-nucleotide messenger RNA. The record is from the annotation of a GenBank genome assembly. Lineage: Eukaryota; Viridiplantae; Streptophyta; Magnoliopsida; Asterales; Asteraceae.
AUGAGAAAAACCCUACUGAAAUCCCUCUACCCCAUCGCAACCAACAGACCUCACUCUUCGUCCAUAAAUGGCAGAAGAAAGAUUAAUCACCCACUUCACAAUUCAUCAAAACCCGACCCGAAUCCACUUCCCAUCUCAAACUCCAGAUGGGUUUUCACCACAACCGCACCCCCACCACCGGAAUGGGUUCAACCCAUCAACGACACCUCCGAUCUCAUCACACUACACCCCAAACCUUCACCAUGGGUUGACCAGAUCCUCAAUCUUUUAAACGACGAUUCAUCCCAAAUGGAACCCAAAUUGGAUGAGUUUUGUCGCAUAUGGUUCAUCAGAUUAUCACCCAAUUUCGUUUCCUACAUUCUUAGUUCUAGUCGGGUCAAAAACCAGCCCGAAUUGUGCCAUCGGUUCUUCAAAUGGGCAGGUAAGCAAAAGGGUGGUGGAUACACUUACUCUCAUAAUCUUGAAUCUUAUGCUUUCUUGAUUGAUGUUUUAUCUGUUUCUAAAGAUUUAAAUAGGGUUAAAUCUGUGUUCAUUGAGCUUAAACAAAAGGGUUUCUUGAUGAACAUAAAGUCUACAAAUUUAUUGAUCAAAUCAUUUGGGAAUCUCGGAAUGGUUGAAGAAUUAUUAUGGGUAUGGAAACAAAUGAAAGAAAACGGCAUCGAACCCAGUUUGUUUACUUUCAAUUUCUUGUUAAACGGUUUGGUUAAUUCAAUGUUCAUCGAAUCAGCCGAACAAGUUUUUGAAGUUAUGGAAACUGGGGCCAUUAAACCCGAUACUGUAACAUAUAACACAAUGAUCAAAGGGUAUUGUAAAUCCAGAAACACAAAGAAAGCCAAGGAGAAAUUUACAAAAAUGGAGGAAAAGAACAUAGAACUCGAUAAGAUCACUUAUCUAACUUUAAUCCAAGCUUAUUAUUCAGACAACGAUUAUGAUUCUUGUUUGAAACUUUACAACGAAAUGGAAGAAAAAGAACUAGAAAUCCCACCACACGCUUAUAGUUUAGUAAUUGGAGGUCUUUGUAAAGACGGAAAACCAAUGGAAGGUUAUAUGGUUUUUGAAAACAUGAUCCGAAAGGGGCGUAAAGGUAAUCUUGCUAUUUACACCGCUUUAAUGGACGGAUAUGCGAAAGCCGGACAUGUAAAUGAGGUGAUACGAAUUUUCGAGAGGCUAAAUAAUGACGGUUUUACCCCUGACGAGGUCACUUACGGUGUAAUUGUGAACGUUUUAUGUAAAACCGGACGAUUAUCGGAGGCGUUACAAUAUUUUAAUUUAUGUCGCGAGAAUAAAAUCGCGAUUAAUUCGAUGUUUUAUUCGAGUUUAAUCGAUGGAUUCGGGAAAUCCGGGAAAUUAUUAGAAGCCGAAAAGUUAUUCGAAGAAAUGGUUGCCAAUAAAAUUACUUGCGAUUCGUAUUGCUAUAACGCGAUUCUUGAUGCGUAUAUGAAGAACGGGAAGAUCGAUGAGGGAUUGUCGGUUUUUGAAAAGAUGGAAAUCGACGGUUGUAAUCGAACGGUGUACACGUACACAAUCGUAAUGGAUGGAUUAUUUAAAAAACAUAGAAACGAAGAAGCUUUAAAGAUUUGGGAUUUGAUGAUUGAUAAUGGAGUAACACCGAGUUCGGGUUCGGUUAGGGUUCUUUUGACCGGGCUUUGUUUAUCGGGUAAAGUGGGCCGGGCGUGUAGGAUUUUGGAUGAGUUGGCACCAAUGGGGGUAGUUGUGGAAACGAGUUGUGAAGAUAUGAUUAAUGUUUUGGUCAAAGCGGGUAGAGUUGACCAAGCGUGUAAAUUGGCGGAUGGGAUUGUGGAUAGAGGGAGAGAGAUACCCGGGAGGGUUCGUACGGUUUUGAUUAAUGCUUUGAGAAAAGUUGGGAAUGCUGACAUGGCGAUGAAGUUGAUGCGUAGUAAGAUUGGGAUCGGGUAUGAGAGGAUGGGUACGAUUAAGAGGCGUGUGAAGUUUAAGGUGCUUGUUGACAAGUGA